AUAAAGAUGGAUAAAAUUAUUUUGCAAGGGGAAAUCAAUUCAUUAAAGUUAGAAAACAUGAAACUAAAAUUAUAAAUUAAAACUUUAUUAGAAGCAAGGAAAGCUGCUAUAGGAGGUAGUAAUGAAUAAGUAAUAAAUUACGAGGAAAAAAUAUUACAACUUGAGACAACAAUAAAUGAAUUAACUAAUAAAUGUGAUGAUCUUAUUUAUAAGAAUGAAGUGCUUUAAGACGAUAUAUAAUAUGAGAGGUAUUAUAUUAAUAUAAUAAUAUAAAAGAUAAAAAUUUUAAAAUCUUAAAUAAUUUAAUAAGAGAGAUUUCAAUGCACCAAAUUUUUAAGAAUAGAUUAAUAAUUUGAAAAAGAAAUUAGAAUUAGAUUUUAAAAAUUCAAAUUAACAUACAGAAGAAUUAAUCAAGAUAAUUUGCGAUUAAUAUGAAACAAUAGUUAAAUUGGAUUUAGAUAAAUAAAAACUAUUAACUAAAUUAAAGAUUUAAACAAAUUCAGGAAUAAUUAUUGAAGAUGAUGAUUCCUCUUCUAAUGUUGAUGAAAUAAAAUAAAAUGGUGAAUAAUUAAAAGGAUAAAUAAAAAAUUUAGAGUAAUAACUUCAUGAAAAAUAAUAGUAAUUCGAUUAAUUGAAUUAAAAAUACCAACUACUAUUAAAUUAAUUUUAAUAAUAGUAACAAAUUUUAUAAACAAACCAAUCAAAACCAUCAAUAUUUGACACUCUGCAAAAAUCUAUUAUUUAAACUUAACAAAGUUAUGAUUUACAUCAAAGUCAUUUUAGUAAAUCAAUUAUACAAUCCAAAUGA
Molecule: messenger RNA, 808 nt
Organism: Paramecium sonneborni
Lineage: Eukaryota; Ciliophora; Oligohymenophorea; Peniculida; Parameciidae
Source: the annotation of a GenBank genome assembly